Molecule: messenger RNA, 1956 nt
Organism: Zymoseptoria tritici IPO323
Lineage: Eukaryota; Fungi; Ascomycota; Dothideomycetes; Mycosphaerellales; Mycosphaerellaceae
Gene: MgAGL2
Product: putative alpha-glucosidase
Exons: 2
Biological process (GO): carbohydrate metabolic process
Molecular function (GO): carbohydrate binding; hydrolase activity, hydrolyzing O-glycosyl compounds
Source: RefSeq, a predicted model, not a curated record
AUGCUGUAUCAGGAGAAAAAUCGUUUGGUCUUUCGCUUCGACGAUCACAUUCUAUGGAUCGAUCCAUGGGGUCCCAAUGCACUUCGCGUACGUGCCACCAAGUUGGCAAAAAUGCCCGUUGGCGAGGGCGCCCUUCUCGGCCAGCCAGAUGCCACGGCCAAGAUUCAGAUCAACGAUGACGGCUCUGGCGAGAUCGUGAAUGGGAGCAUUCGAGCGACGAUCUCAAGACGCGGCAAAGUCGUCAUGUACAACGGCAAUGGAGAAAAGAUCCUUGAAGAGUUUGCCCGAAAUCGACAAGACCUGCUGGACCCCAAAUGCAGCGCUCUGGAAGUCGAGGCCCGCGAGCUUCGUCCAAUCCUGGGUGGAGACUUUCAAGCGACGCUGAGACUUGAGUCAAUUUCGCCGAAGGAAAAGCUGUACGGAAUGGGCCAGUACCAGCAGCCGUACCUGAACUUGAAGGGAUCCGAUAUUGAGCUCGCUCACCGAAACUCACAGGCGAGCGUCCCUUUCGUCUUGUCCUCUCUGGGUUACGGCUUUCUUUGGAACAAUCCAGCCAUCGGUCGCGCUGUGUUGGGAACGAACGUAAUGACCUUCGAAGCUUACUCUACCAGAAGCCUGGAUUACUGGAUCGUGGCCGGUGGGACGCCCGCAGCUAUCGAGGAAACAUAUGCGCAAGUCACUGGAGUUGUUCCUAUGAUGCCCGAGUACGGUCUGGGCUUUUGGCAAUGCAAACUGCGCUACGCUAGCCAAGAAGAGCUUCUACAAGUGGCGAGAGAGCACAAACGGCGAGGACUGCCCAUGGAUGUCAUUGUCUGCGAUUUCUUCCAUUGGAUCUACCAAGGCGACUGGUCUUUUGACCCAAAAUACUGGCCGGAUCCAGCAGCCAUGGUGAAGGAGCUGCGCGACUUGGGCAUCGAGCUCAUGGUCUCAAUCUGGCCAACAGUGGCCCCAGAAUCGGUCAAUUACCCGGAAAUGCGGGAGAAAGGUCUCCUGAUCCGCGUCGAUCGUGGUGUGCGAGUCGCGAUGCAAUGUGGAGGGGACAGCGUUCACAUUGAUACAACCAACCCCGAAGCACGGAAAUUUCUCUGGUCGAAAGUCAAGCAGAACUAUUACGACUAUGGCAUCAAGAUCUUCUGGGCCGACGAAGCCGAGCCGGAGUACUCUAUUUACGACUUCGAUCUCUACCGCUACCACGCCGGUCCAAACAUGCAAAUUGGCAAUACGUAUCCCGUGUGCUAUGCCCAAGCGCUUUAUGAGGGCAUGGAGAGCGCCGGACAGAAGAAUAUUGUCAAUCUUCUCCGUUGCGCAUGGGCUGGUAGUCAGCGAUACGGAGCUCUUGUCUGGUCAGGCGACAUUGCGAGUUCCUGGGAAAGUUUCCGCAACCAACUAUCGGCCGGUCUCAGCAUGGGCAUCGCCGGCAUUCCCUGGUGGACCACCGACAUCGGAGGAUUCCAUGGCGGUAAUCCUAAUGAUCCUGCAUUCCGAGAAUUGCUCAUCAGAUGGUUCCAAUGGGGUGCCUUUUGUCCCGUGAUGAGACUUCAUGGCGAUCGAGAGCCGAAGUCAGAGGGCGAUCCAACAGCGCCCGGCGCUGCCAAUGAGGUCUGGUCUUAUGGCGAAGAGGCAUACCCGAUCCUCGUGAACUAUCUCCAUAUCCGCGAGGAGAUGCGCGAGUAUACACGAGGUCUGAUGAGACAGGCCCACGAGAAAGGCUCGCCUGUCAUGCGAACUUGCUUUUACGAGUUCCCCGCCGACCCGAAGUGCUGGGAGGUGGAGGAGCAGUACAUGUAUGGCGACAAGUACCUCGUCAUACCAGUUCUCCAGCCAGGAGUUUCCGAGGUAGAAGUGUAUCUGCCUCGCGGAGCCAAGUGGAAAAGAUGGGGUUCGGAUGUCGUCCGCGAGGGUGGUGUGACUUUGCAAGAGUCCUGUCCUAUUGACUCUAUGCCGGUGUUCAUACGA